Molecule: messenger RNA, 453 nt
Organism: Alnus glutinosa
Lineage: Eukaryota; Viridiplantae; Streptophyta; Magnoliopsida; Fagales; Betulaceae
Product: receptor-like protein kinase FERONIA
Exons: 1
Coding region: 1-453 (150 amino acids)
Biological process (GO): protein autophosphorylation
Cellular component (GO): plasmodesma; plasma membrane
Molecular function (GO): transmembrane receptor protein tyrosine kinase activity
Source: RefSeq, a predicted model, not a curated record
AUGCGCAGUGCAGACAAGAAGCAAGUGAGCUUGGCGAAGUGGGCCAGACAGAGCCAUCGCAAUGGAAAGAUGGAUCAGAUUGUUGAUCCAACCUUAAAGGGUGAAAUAGCGCCAGAGUGUUUGAAGAAAUAUUGUGAGAUAGUAGUGAAUUGUUUGCUUGACAACGAAAUCGAACGGCCAUCGAUGAAUGACGUGGUGUGGGGCCUUGAAUUCGCAUUGCAACUGCAAGAGAGUGACAACAAUGAUGUCGGGCUUGAUGGGGAGCUUGAAAUUGAGAAGAAGAGUGAUGAGAAAACUCUGUUGCCCAAAUCCAAGAUUGAUGAUAGUAAUGAUAGCAUUGACUGGUUUAGCAGCAGCGGUAUACAAGUGUCAACUAUAAACAGUAACUGCAGCAGCAGCGGAGAGCAAAGUUCUCGUAGACUGGUAGUAGCAGUCGAGAUUCAAGCAGACUGA